Cynara cardunculus var. scolymus (artichoke) is the source of this 1119-nucleotide messenger RNA. RefSeq names its product delta(12) fatty acid desaturase DES8.11-like. The transcript has 3 exons. The record is from RefSeq and is a predicted model, not a curated record. Lineage: Eukaryota; Viridiplantae; Streptophyta; Magnoliopsida; Asterales; Asteraceae. Bases 66 to 878 code for a protein of 270 amino acids. Gene Ontology annotation, biological process: lipid metabolic process. Gene Ontology annotation, molecular function: oxidoreductase activity, acting on paired donors, with oxidation of a pair of donors resulting in the reduction of molecular oxygen to two molecules of water.
AUCACCAUUAGAAGAGAACUCAAUCAUAUAUAACUUCUCUCUGAGGUUGAUCAGAUAUCAACAGCAUGGGUGCAGGUGGUCGGAUGUUGGAUUCAGCUGAGGGCAAAAAUAUCCUUGAACGUGUGCCAGUUGAUCCGCCCUUCACCUUAAGUGAUCUAAAGAAAGCAAUCCCAGCUCAUUGCUUUGAGCGAUCUCUCAUCCGUUCAUCUUACUAUGUUGUUCAUGAUCUCAUUGUUGCCUACGUCUUUUACUUCCUUGCCAACACAUAUAUUCCUCUUCUUCCGUUGACCCUAGGAUUUCCUUUAUACCUCUUGACUAAUAUUUCUGGCAAGAAAUAUGGAAGGUUUGCCAACCACUUUGAUCCAUUGAGUCCAAUUUUCACUGAACGUGAACGAAUUCAGGUUCUGCUAUCAGAUCUUGGUAUCCUUGCCGUUUUAUACGCAGUUAAGCUUCUUGUAGCUGCAAAAGGAGCUGCUUGGGUAAUUUGCAUGUAUGGAGUUCCUGUGGUAGGCGUACAUGUCUUCUUUGUUUUGAUCACUUAUCUGCAUCACACCCAUCUCUCUUUGCCUCAUUAUGAUUCAACUGAAUGGAACUGGAUCAGAGGAGCCUUAUCGACAAUCGACAGAGACUUCGGAUUCCUGAAUAGGGUUUUUCAUGAUGUUACACAUACUCACGUAUUGCAUCAUUUGAUCUCAUACAUUCCACAUUAUCACGCAAAGGAGGCUAGGGAUGCAAUCAAGCCAGUUCUGGGUGAGUAUUAUAAGAUCGAUAGGACCCCAAUUUUCAAAGCAAUGUGGAGGGAGGCCAAGGAAUGCAUCUUCAUUGAGCCAGAUGAAGAUAGCCAGCAUAAAGGUGUAUACUGGUACCAUAAGUUGUGAUGGAUGGCAGAAGACAAGUGUAUGGUUAAUUUGCUUAUAUGUAUAAUUUAUAAUAAAAUAUCAUCAUGAGCCAUAGCUUUUGGGUUGUACUUGAUUGAACCAUGCACAUUGUAUAUGUGAAUUGGUUUCUUUCUUAAUAUCAUCUACGUAUUAUCAUCAUGUCUGAUUUUCACAUACAAAGAAUGAUAUGAAACCACGAAGACAAUUGUAAACAUCCCUUACUUAAACUAGAUUUAUAUCA